AAGUUUAUAAAAUAGAGGUUUUAAACAAUAUUAUUCAGUGAAAGAAUUAAUUCCACUUAUGGAUAUAUUUUGUAAUAAAAAUUUAUAAUAACAAUGUUGACACCAACAUCAGCAAUACCUUCCACAUCAAUAGGGGGCUCAAGAAUACCAAGUCCUAUUAGCGAUACAUUUGAUGAUAAUCCGAACAAAUUAACAACAUAUUUACAGCAGCUUGCUGGUUGCUAUGAAAUGGAAGUUGAUGUGAUUAGUAAAGAUCAUUGUUAUACCCGGCCAUGGAACUGGAAGCCAGAAAACAUAUAUGUGAAACCGAUAAAAAAGUUAUUCUUUCCCAAGAAAAAUCUAACAAUAGAGAAACCUGCCCAGGAUGAAGAAAUCAAUGUAGAAGAAGACUGUGAUGAGCCACUGGCACCACCAGUAGAUUUAACAAGAGCUAAGCAUCAAAUGGAUGAACUUCAACGUUUAGCUAACUUUGCUCGGCCAGAUGAGAGCGAAGAUUGGGAAGAACGACUGGAUAAAAUUCUAUGGACACCUGUUCAGAAUAGAAUAUUUACCAAAGUCCUGAAAAUUCUAAAUUCGGAGAGACUCGCGAGAUUAGCCAAAUCGAAUAACGGUAUAGAGCCAGUUUUUCGGCGAACGUCGAUUGAUACGGCUGCGAGGAGAUUUCGAGAGACAUUGGCAUCUGCCGGUUGGGACUGGAGACUCGCGCAAUGGUUACAUAGUUUAUUGUUCGAUCAUCUUCCUCAGGAGUAUCUUGGGAUUUAUCUUGAUAUAUUGCAAACUCUAAGACUGAAAAUUCCUCAACUUAUCGAUAAGAUGAUUGCUGUACAGCCGAAUAUUAAUGCAAAAGCUGGUACUAUAACAUGGGAAACACUUGGAUCACUUUUGAAACGAUCGUGGGAUCCAAUUACUCCAAGCCUAAACGGCAACAGACUUAAAAAAUUACCAGGAAAUCCGAUUUUAAUAAUUGCACCAUCCGGAGUUGGAUCUUCCAUGUCUCAGAGACAACACAAAUGGAUUUCACAGUUAGGAGCUCUAGGAAUGGUUGUUACUGUUCAUACACACUUAGGUUUAGCAGCAAAUAGAAUGACCAUGAUGGUGUGCAUUGAUCAACUAGUCCAAGCUACAAGAACAAAAAUACAAGAUAUCAGAAGCGAUUGUCCUGGCCGACCAAUAAUAUUAGUCGGCUUUAAUACGGGCGCUGCCAUUUCGUGUCAAGUGGCCCAAAUGGAACAUAUCACUGCAGUUAUUUGCCUUGGAUUUCCUUUUUGCACGGUCGAGGGAAAAAGGGGUACACCUGAUGAUACGUUAAUGGAUGUUCGUUGUCCAGUUAUGUUCGUCAUUGGGCAAAAUGCUACGCUCGUAAGGAUCGAUGAUUUAGAAGAUCUUCGUGAAAAGAUGUUAGUAGAGACAAGUGUGGUGGUAGUUGGAACUGCAGACGAUCAUUUAAGGAUAUCCACCGCGAAGAAGAUAUCAGAAGGUAUUACACAGAGCAUGGUGGAUAGGUGUAUCCUAGAUGAAAUCGGGGACUUCGUAGGCAGUAUUCUUAUGCAACCACACCCAUUGCCGUUAAGAUCAACGUUACUGUCGAACUUUGAGAGUAAAAAUAACCGAAAAGAUUCUCGAAAACGACGGAAUUCGACGAGCAGUUCUGUCGAGAGCGAACCGAAUUCUCCAACUGUAAAAAAAUCUCGGCCGAACACACCUAUUUCUUCAGCAGUACCUAUUGGACAGAUUAUACCAUCAGCUACAGUUUCGAAAGUAGGAACGUUUAACGCGCAAUCGAAUUUAGUUACACCGAAUGUUGCACACACGAGUCAUACGCAAACUGUAAAACGCAAACCCCGUAUGGUUAGUAAUCAGAAAGCGCACUUCGUAGAGCAUUUAAUAACAUCCAGAAUGUCCGGGCAGCAAAAUUCAAACUCAGACAACGGUGGUAUAACGUUAAAUAUUGGUUCUUUAGCAAGUUUAGCUCCUAUCGGUCCAAUACGUUUAGCGCCAGCGUCGACGGGUCAAACCACCUCUUCUGCGGUCAAAAGCACCCCUAAAUCUUCAGUCUCCUCCGCUAAAGUACCUAAAAUUAUUCCCACAAAUGUACAGCUGCAGAAUGUUUCAAAGAUGAAGGCAAUUGUAUCAUCGAAUAAAAGUUUUUCUAAAGUAAUAUCAAGUAACUAUAGGCACCUCGGUAUACCUGACAAAAACGGAGAUGCAAAGUUGUUGAAUGUGUUAUCGACUUCAGGCAACCAAAUUAGAGUCAGUACACCAACCAGUGCAGCAAUACAUAGUAAACCUGGAGUUGGUACAUCAAACGGAAGUUUAUCGAAUAUUUUACAAAAUGGCAAGGGUUCUCUCACGCUAGCCACUGGUUCAUCGUCAGCCCGUGUAUCAGCAGCUUCUAGUAUUUUACUGACACCAAAUAAUUCUGCAACAACUACCGUAGCACCAACCUUGUCCACAAUAUCAAAAGUGAUGGACGGCAUGGCAACAACCAGUAUCUCUUCACAUGUGAUGCUCAGUUCUACUCAUUCAUUGGAUACAUUCAAGAUGUCACAAUUACCUCGACAAGUAACAACCUGUAACAACAAUGAUAACUCUCAUAAUACAUCAUGUGGGAAUAUAAUUAUGGUUGAAAGUUCCCUUAAUGCUAAACCCACCUGUUCGUCGGUGAUAGUACCACUAAAUAGUCACAAUUCGGGGACUAUUUUUCCACUGUCCAGCAAAUUAAAAGCUAGCCAACGAUCUACGAAACCAAUGCCAAAAAUUACGGUCAACGCAUCCAAUUUACAAAGAAUUCAGAAAGCAAAGCCUCAGACAAUACAGAAGAAAUGUCUUGCGAAUGAUAUUGACGAUGAUUUAGGAAAUAUAUUGGAUAUACCAAUAAUAUUCGCAAAAGAUGAUGACAAUUUGAAUUCUAUUGAAAGGAAUCCAUGUUUGUCGCAAGUAGCUGCACCUAUAGAUGUUCAUGAUAAAGGUACACCUAAAUUGAACAGUAGUACCAAAGUUGUUCUCAUAAGUAAUAAACAAGAUAAGCUACAACAGACGGCUAACAAAUUUGUUACACCGUCUACUCAGACUAUUAUAUGCCCUAACGUAGCUGUACAAAAUCUGAAUCAUGUAAUAUUACAAACCAGACCUCAGAAUCCAACGAUAUCCAAAAUUAAAACUACAAUACCAAUACAAAACCGUACGAAUCAACCGACUAUCAAGUACACUAAAAUAAUACUUGCUAAAAGAAAUUCACAGCCGCUUCAUCAGAAUGAUAAAAGUGAACAAGUUAUUGUGACAAAGACGAUCGACAAGAUUAAUACACCUAAGGUUUUGAGCAUCGAUAAAACUGCGCAAAUAACGUCGAAGCAGUUAGCAAGGAACGACGAGAAGUUUAUAGAUGAUACAUUAGAGAUAGAAGAUGCAAUAAAAAUGAAUAUUAUAGAACGAAAGUAUAUUCCUGUGCAGAGGAUCGAUCUAACGUCACCAACAAAACAGGACAAUGUAAAACAAAUUUCAUGCGAAACAAAGGCGGACGAUGAGAAUAAUUAUUCACAGAAUACGAAAAUUGAUGAUCGAAUGAACUUGCAUAUGUAG
Messenger RNA from Dufourea novaeangliae, 3579 nucleotides. RefSeq names its product KAT8 regulatory NSL complex subunit 3 (gene Rcd1). The record is from RefSeq and is a predicted model, not a curated record. Lineage: Eukaryota; Metazoa; Arthropoda; Insecta; Hymenoptera; Halictidae. The transcript is spliced from 7 exons. Gene Ontology annotation, biological process: positive regulation of transcription by RNA polymerase II. Gene Ontology annotation, cellular component: NSL complex. Bases 94 to 3579 code for a protein of 1161 amino acids.